This is a messenger RNA of Culicoides brevitarsis, 669 nucleotides long. RefSeq names its product lipopolysaccharide-induced tumor necrosis factor-alpha factor homolog. Gene Ontology annotation, molecular function: zinc ion binding. The transcript is spliced from 2 exons. The record is from RefSeq and is a predicted model, not a curated record. NCBI's taxonomy places the organism in Eukaryota, Metazoa, Arthropoda, Insecta, Diptera, Ceratopogonidae. The coding region runs from base 92 to 580 and encodes 162 amino acids.
UACGAGCAAUUACGAAAUACAGACAUUUGUAUAAAAACUUGAAUAUUGAAAGUGUAUUUUGUGACUCAGCACUUGACUUAUUAUUGAUAAAAUGACAAAGGAAAUCAAUGUUACAGUAGAUCCCCGUCCCUUGGAUGCUUCAGGAAAUCCACAAGACUUUACGCACAAUCCUCCGCCAUAUUCUACAAUUGGAGCACAACCGUAUCCGCAUCCGCAGCAAGGAUAUCCGCAACCUUCUUCAAAUCCAUAUCCAAAUAUGGGAUGGAAUCCGCCGCCAACACAACAGCCAAUGCCUCAAGCUGGUCAAGUAAUCAUUACGUCGCCGAUUGUAGUUCAACCCGUCAGAGUUAUGCCAACGGGAGCAUCUCCUUUUGUCACUGUUUGUCCAAAUUGUCAACAACAAAUUACAACGAGAACGGAUUCAGAAACGUCUAUAGCACAACAUUUAUGGGCAAUGGGUUUAUGUAUCAUCGGAUGUUGGCCUUGUUGUUUAAUCCCUUACUGCAUGAAAGACUGUCAAAAUACGACACAUUAUUGUUCGAACUGUGGACAAUUCAUUGGCAGACACGGAACUUGUUAAUUAUCAUUAAAUAUUCCAAAGACUUAUUACUUGCAUGAAUUAUCUUUUUUUCAUAAAAGGCGUUUUAAUAAAGAAAUAUUCUUCACGUA